This is a messenger RNA of Penicillium lagena, 2082 nucleotides long. Its product is annotated as putative succinyl-CoA synthetase subunit alpha. The record is from RefSeq and is a predicted model, not a curated record. Gene Ontology annotation, molecular function: succinate-CoA ligase (ADP-forming) activity; succinate-CoA ligase (GDP-forming) activity. Gene Ontology annotation, cellular component: succinate-CoA ligase complex (ADP-forming); mitochondrion. Bases 1 to 2082 code for a protein of 693 amino acids. NCBI's taxonomy places the organism in Eukaryota, Fungi, Ascomycota, Eurotiomycetes, Eurotiales, Aspergillaceae. Gene Ontology annotation, biological process: tricarboxylic acid cycle. The transcript has 7 exons.
AUGGCGCUGCUCCACACUCUGCCGAGACGGGCGCCCGCAGGGCUGCUUCCCCCGUUGGCGAGACGCUUCUCAACCUCUCCCCGCCACGCCAACUAUGCGGACACGCUGCCCAAUCUCAAGAUUGGUGCCCACACGAGGGUGCUUUUCCAGGGAUUUACAGGGCGACAGGCUACGGCUAAUGUGAAAGAGUCUCUCGAAUGGGGCACGAAGAUCGUCGGUGGUGUCAAGCCGGGGGUGGAGGGCGAGCAUUUGGGCCUGCCUGUGUUUCCGUCUGUUAGCGCUGCCCAGCAGAGAGCUAAGCCCGAUGCCUCGGCCAUCUAUGUGCCCGGCAACCAAACAGCAAAGGCCAUUGAGGAAGCCAUUGAGGCGGAAAUUCCGCUGGUUGUGGCUGUGGCCGAGCACGUUCCAAUCCAUGAUAUUCUCCGAAUCCAUUCCAUGUUGCAAACGCAAUCUAAGACGCGUCUGGUCGGAGCCAACUGCCCGGGCAUCAUCUCUGCCAUUGGCAAGUGCCGAAUUGGGUUCCAGCCGCUGCCAUGCUUCGCACCCGGGAACAUUGGCAUUAUCGCCAAGUCGGGCACUCUCAGCUACGAAACCGUGGCAUCGACGACGCGGGCGGGGCUUGGACAGAGUCUCUGUAUUAGUAUGGGCGGCGACGUGUUGGCGGGUACCAAUUUUGUCGAUGCUCUUCGCAUUUUCGAACAUGAUCCUGAUACCCAGGGGAUUAUUCUCGUUGGGGAGAUUGGUGGUGUUGCAGAGAUGGAUGCUGCGGAGUGGAUUCGGGAUUAUCGGAGGAGAACUCCCAACCCUAAGCCUAUCAUGGCUCUCAUUGGCGGAUUGGAAGCUCCUCCUGGGCGCAUUAUGGGCCAUGCUGGUGCCUGGGCUGCGCCUGGAGAACCGGACGCACAGACGAAAUACCAGGCCCUCGAACGUGCCGGAGCAGUCAUGGUCAAUCAUCCGGAGAAGUUUGGCGAGGGUAUGAAGACCCUGCUGAGUAACGGUGCUCGGCCGGGCACAGGUUCUAUCUUGGGAACAGGCUCGCAAAGACGAGGUCUGCACACCUUGAGACGAGUUAUCCCAUCCCCAGGGUCAACCACUCAGCAGAGACGCAGCUUGUACAUCAAACAAUUCCAGGCUCUGGAAAUCCUCAAACAGAAAGCCGUUCCUGUGAAAGAUACACCGACAGCACCGUCUGAUAAAUCCAUUUCGAUUACGGUCGACCGAACUGCCUUGUCUCCAUGCAUCAUUGCGUCUCCAACUGCAGACUUCGACCCAGCUCAGUCCCGCAAAUUCCCAUUCAGUUACACCCAAACCAACUUUGUAGAUAGCCCCGUCAUUGCCGAAGUGAUCUCACACUUGGAUCUCCCGGAUUCGGCACACGGCAAGCUAGCAGGCCUGGUUCAAGCACUGUGGGAGAUCUUCACGGAGAAAGAGGCUUUUGUGCUGGAGACUCGGGUGGGCACAUCGGCGACUGGUGAUUUGGAAAUUCACGGCGCACGGUUUGGCUUUGAUGAUGCUGCCUUCCGCAGCUCCGGGCGCCAGGAAGAGAUCCAUCGUCUGCGGAACACGGCCGAGGAAGUUCCAGAAGAGGUUGAGGCUGAGAAGGACGGGAUCGUAUACGUUAAGUACGGAUGCUCUACUAGUCAAUAUUCCCCCGGUACUAACUAUAGCAGGUUGGAAGGCGAAGGCAGUGUCGGCACACUGGUCAACGGAGCCGGCCUAGCCAUGAACACAGUCGAUGCCCUAACAAUCCACGGCGGCCACUGCGCCAAUUUCCUCGACACAGGCGGCAAGGCCACCUCGGAGACAGUCAAGUCGUCGUUCCGGAUCAUCUGCUCGGACACGCGCGUGAAGGCGAUUUUCGUCAACAUUUUCGGCGGGUUGACGCGCUGCGACAUGAUCGCCGAGGGCAUCAUCCUGGCAUUCCGGGAUCUGGAUAUGAAAGUGCCGGUGGUGGUGCGGUUGCGUGGCACGAAUGAAGAAAGUGGUCAGAAAAUGAUUGCCGACAGUGGACUGCCACUGCACGCAUUUGAUGGGUUUGAAGCGGCCGCGAAGAAGGUGAUUGCAUUGGCCAAGAGUACAUAG